AUGAUGAAGGUUCCUGAAACCCUUGUCUGGAUCGCCGCAUUGGCACCCCUAGCUGCUGCCAAUUGGCAGUUUAAGUCUCGAACAGACCUUGCCCCACCUCGACUUAACAUCACCAUCCCUGCGUCUUUCGAUGUUGAGGAGGGAUAUCUGUUCGUCGCCCCGUUCGCGGGUCAAUGGGCGGAACCACAGCUCCAUGGCCCACGUCAGGAAGGGCCGUAUAUCUUUCGUGAUGACGGCGAGCUCGUUUGGUCUGGGUACACAUACUACUCCAUCUGGGCGGCCAAUUUCCAGGCCGCUUGCUGGAAGGGACAGGAUGUCCUAUUCAGCUUCGAAGGAGACCAUAACCCAGCAUAUGGGCACGGACAUGGACAUGUAACAAUUCUUAACCAGAACUACGAGACGAUUCGAGAACUGCGUGCCGGGAACCAUAAGCUCAUGGAUAAGCAUGAAUUUCAUGUGAUUGAUGAGAGGACUGCCCUAAUUCAGGUGUACCAACCAAUUCCAAUCGACCUGACUCGGUGGGGUGGAAGCCCAGAGCAACAGUGGAUUGUGAAUGCCAUCUUUCAGGAAUUGAAUAUUGAAACUGGUGAACUGCUUUUCGAGUGGUCAAGUCUUGAACAUGUUAGUCCUGACGAGGCCGUCCUCCCCCUCAACCCUGGUCAAGCUGGUGCAGGCUUUAAUUCGUCGGACGCAUGGGAUUACUUCCAUAUCAAUUCAGUCGACAAGGAUGCAUCGGGUAACUACUUAAUCUCCGCUCGCGAUGCUUGCGCCGUCCAUAAAGUCAAUGGGACAACUGGGGAGAUCAUCUGGCGUCUGGGUGGUCUCCGGUCUGACUUCAAUCUGGGCCCCAACGUCCGGUUCUGCUUCCAGCACCACGCUCGUUUUGUGUCGCAAGACAAGGACGAAGAGAUUAUCUCUCUCUUCGAUAACUCGGCCCAUGGCACCGAAAAUCACCGCGGCCAUGAGGUUCACACGCAUCCUUUUUCUCAGGGAAAGAUAAUUUCUCUCAAUACUGCGACGUGGACCGCACGGACCGUUCAGGCAUUCCAGCCUCCAGAUGGACUUUUGGCCAAGUCGCAAGGGAGCACUCAACUUUUACCCAAUGGUAAUGUCCUGGUCAACUGGGGUUCAGAGGGCGCCUUGACCGAGUUCCGACCAGAUGGCACCCCCAUUUUCCACGCUUAUAUGGACUCGGGCGCUCUUGGCGAGGGCGUUCAGAACUAUCGCGCAUUUCGAUAUAACUGGACCGGCUUGCCUACGGAGGAACCUGCCAUUUUUGCUGAGAGAACCCCAUCAGGCACAGCGGUGUAUGUCUCGUGGAAUGGUGACACCGAGACAGCGAUCUGGCGGUUUUAUGCAGUGACUGACCAAUAUGGAUCUCGGACAUUCUUGGGUGAGACGGAGCGACAAGGCUUUGAGACUUCCUUCUCUUGGACUGGUCACUCCUACUCGUAUGUGGCAGCCGAAGCCGUCUCAGACAUGGGCCACGUCCUGAAAACGACGUCGGUAGUUCCUCUCCAUAAUCAGGUGUUGCCUCCGGGGGGCAACAAUGUUGAAGCUGAUAAGAUCGCCUGGCGCCCGGUUGUUUUCCAGCCAUAA
Molecule: messenger RNA, 1599 nt
Organism: Penicillium macrosclerotiorum
Lineage: Eukaryota; Fungi; Ascomycota; Eurotiomycetes; Eurotiales; Aspergillaceae
Product: arylsulfotransferase family protein
Exons: 3
Coding region: 1-1599 (532 amino acids)
Source: RefSeq, a predicted model, not a curated record